Molecule: messenger RNA, 5557 nt
Organism: Hypoxylon fragiforme
Lineage: Eukaryota; Fungi; Ascomycota; Sordariomycetes; Xylariales; Hypoxylaceae
Product: beta and beta-prime subunits of DNA dependent RNA-polymerase
Exons: 2
Coding region: 262-5418 (1718 amino acids)
Biological process (GO): DNA-templated transcription
Cellular component (GO): RNA polymerase I complex
Molecular function (GO): DNA binding; DNA-directed RNA polymerase activity
Source: RefSeq, a predicted model, not a curated record
CGAUAAACCCCACUAAAAAAAGGCUUUGCAACCUUCAACUCGUCCAACCGUUUGAUAUAGUAACGGAAACCGAAAAAAAUAUAAUAAGAAACAAGACACAAGCGCAAUGUCCAAGUCAAUCAGUUGAUAGGUUUUUGAUAGGAAUCCUUUUGACUAUCUUUAAAUCAACUUGAAUUUCUCAAUUCUACUAACUCAAACCUGAAGAUUCACCCUACACCCUAGGAAACUAUACCAGGUUAUGAAGUCGCAACACCAUCAACCAUGAAUGUCUCUCAGCCUAUACCGUCGGCUAUCGACAGUGUCGACUUUGAUUUUCUCACUCCCGCCGAAAUCAAGGCCAUUUCAGUCAAAAGGAUCGAGAACCCGACCACUUUCGACAGUCUUUUGAAUCCCAUCCCAGGUGGUCUGUACGAUCCUGCUCUCGGCGCUUGGGGAGACUCAGUAUGCACCACAUGCAAUCUCACCCAACCCAAUUGCCCGGGCCACGUUGGCCACAUCGAUCUUCCUGUUCCUGUUUAUCACCCGGUCUUUAUGGACCAGAUCUUGCGAUUGCUCCGUGCUCAAUGUCAGUAUUGCUUUCGCUUUCGUAUGCGACGGGCCGACCUUAGCCUUGUCGCAUGCAAGCUGCGUCUUCUCCAAUUCGGUCUAAUCGAUGCCGCAAACUACCUUGACGAAAUCACUGCCGAAACUACCGAUAUACAGGUAGAAGAUGAAGAUCUUUCUGAGGGCGAAGAAGUUUCGGCGCUUGACAAACUUGUUCGUCUGAGAGAGGCAUACACUCGUGCGACACUGAAGAAAUAUAGGUUAACGACUGCCGACAUUAGAAAAGGGAAGCAUGAAGGUGCGUCAGAAACGCGGAGGGAAGUACUCAAAAACUUCUUCAAGGACAUCACCAAGGGUAGGGCUUGCGCUACAUGCCAAGCCAUAUCUCCCAGCUUCAGAAAAGAUCGGUUUGUCAAGAUCUUCGAGAAACCGCUCAGCAAUAAAGAUCAGGCCAAGAUGGCGUUACGAAACUUCGAGCACAGGGAUGCCUUAACUAUCAGACGGAAGGCCAAAGUAACCGUAGCCAAGAAAGGUGGCUAUGAGACAGACGAGGGAAUAGCCGAUAUAGAUCCUCCAUCGAGCGAGGGUGAGAUCGAGCAGGAGAAUGAAGAGAGCGAAGAUGAGGAAGGGAGUGGUGAGGAGCUUGAUGAAAAUGGCGAUGUCGUCAUGUCAGAAGCCGGUGCCGUUUCAAAAGGCUCCAAGACGAAAAAGGACACAGAAGCCAAGUCCCAGCAACGCUAUGUAAACUCGAUGGAAGUUCAGGCUCGGUUACAACUCCUAUUCGAAAAGGAACAGGAAAUAAUGGGCCUAGUUUACAACUCGAGACCUCUCGGAAAGAAAUUGCCCGCUGAUAAUUUCUUCAUACAAACCGUUCUUGUCCCGCCAAAUAAAUAUCGCCCAGAAGCUCGACAGGGCGACGGAGCAAUUGCAGAGGCCCAGCAGAAUUCCCUUUACAAGCAGAUUCUUACAUCGUGCACGCGGAUUGCCCAAAUUCACAAGGAUAUCUCUCAACACGGGACUAACUCUGAUGCGGCAACUCGACGACGAGAUAUAUCCGACAUGCAUGAGGCCUGCGUUCAACUUCAGGAUAGCGUCAACUCCUUAAUUGAUCGAGAUAGGAAUCCUGUCCGCGGAGCUGCGGGAAAGAGAAAUGAAGAUGGUAUUAAGCAAAAACUAGAAAAGAAGGAGGGGCUUUUCAGAAAGAACAUGAUGGGAAAGCGUGUAAAUUAUGCUGCUCGAAGUGUUAUUUCCCCGGAUCCUAAUAUCGAGACUAGCGAGAUAGGAGUCCCUCCUGUCUUUGCUAAGAAGCUAACCUACCCGGAACCGGUCACGAGCCACAAUUUCAGAGAUAUGCAACAAGCUGUCAUCAAUGGUGUCGAUAAGUGGCCCGGCGCUGCAGCGAUCGAGAACGAAAACGGCCAGAUCAUUAAUCUAAAGAACAAAACGGUCGAGGACCGAGUUGCCCUCGCUAACCAGUUACUGGCCCCAUCGAGCCAAGAGUAUGCAGGAGUGAAGGGGAAGAAAGUCCAUCGCCAUCUCGGAAACGGUGAUGUUGUGUUGAUGAACCGUCAGCCGACUCUCCACAAGCCUUCGAUCAUGGGUCACCGAGCUAGAGUUCUACCCGGUGAAAAGACUAUUCGCAUGCACUACGCGAACUGCAACACGUAUAACGCAGAUUUCGAUGGUGAUGAGAUGAAUAUGCAUUUUCCGCAGAACGAGCUCGCAAGAGCGGAGGCCUUGAAGAUCGCCGAUACAGAUCACCAAUACCUCUCAGCAACCGCCGGGAAGCCUCUCCGUGGUCUAAUUCAAGAUCAUCUGUCCGUCUCAGUAGCCCUCUGCAGCAAGGAUAGCUUUUUCGAUAAAGGUGCCUAUCACCAACUCAUUUACAGCGCACUGCGACCAGAGAGCGGUCAUAUCGCAUCUGAGAGACUUGAGCUUGUACCACCGGCCAUCUUGAAACCGGCCAAGCGCUGGACUGGAAAGCAGGUUAUCACAACUGUGUUAAAGAACAUCAAACCAAUUGGGUGUGGUGAUCUUUGGCUCGCUGGGAAAUCGUCUGUAAAGUCCAAUGCUUGGGGUGUUUUUGUGGAGGAAGGCGAUGUUUUAAUUGACGACGGUGAAUUCAUCUCCGGCAUCCUGGACAAGUCGCAAUUAGGUCCUAGCUCCGGCGGCUUCAUACAUUCAGUUCACGAGAUCUGGGGCCCUGAAGUCGCGGCCAAGUUGCUGAGUUGCCUUGGUCGGCUGCUUACCCGGUAUCUCAACAUGUGCGCUUUCAGCUGUGGUAUGGAUGAUCUGCGGCUCACGCCCGAGGGCGAAAGGACUCGCAAGGACAAGCUAAAGAGUGCCAGUAGUAUUGGUCUUGAGGCUGCUGCAAGGUACGUGAGUUUAGAUAACCAGCCGGAUAUCACAGGCUCAGACCCCUUGUUGCUGGAGAGACUGGAGGAAGUCAUGCGUGACGAUAGCAAGCAAGAGGGUCUCGAUCAUGUUGUGAACGAGCGAUCUCGCAUACUGUCCGGCGAUGUUACGAGAGCCUGUCUCCCUCUUGGGCUCGAGAAGCAGUUCCCCAAGAACCAAAUGCAGUCUAUGACGACAUCCGGUGCCAAAGGAAGUGGUGUCAACGCCAAUCUAAUUUCUUGCAAUCUUGGUCAACAGGUUCUUGAAGGUAGGAGAGUACCAGUGAUGGUCAGUGGCAAAUCGUUACCUUGUUUUCGACCUUUCGAAACUAGUGUGCGAGCCGGUGGUUACAUCGUGAACCGUUUCUUGACUGGCAUCCGACCUCAAGAAUACUAUUUCCAUCACAUGGCUGGGCGAGAAGGUCUUAUCGAUACAGCUGUUAAGACAUCCCGAUCAGGUUAUCUACAAAGGUGUCUGAUCAAGGGUAUGGAGGGUCUGAAGGUGUCUUACGAUUCUUCAGUACGAGAUGCCGACGGGUCCAUGAUCCAAUUCCUGUACGGAGAAGACGGCAUAGACAUCACCAAACAGAUGUACUUGCAUGACUUUAGCUUUGUGCUUCGCAACCAGACAUCACAAGUCGAUCGACUAGGAAUAGCCGAAAGGGGAUGGGAUCAAGAGAUUUACGAGUCCAAAGAUUUUGCCCAGAAAUACCAGAAGAAGGCCGUCAAGCAAGCCAAGACGAGAAAUCCGAAAGGACUCGACCCCAUUCACACCGAACUUAACCCUAGCCGCCAUGCCUUUGCUACCUCGGAGAAGUUUUAUGAGAAGGUAACCGCAUACAUCAAGAAAAAUGCAGAUGGUUUGAUCAAGGAGAAGGGCCAAAAGAGCCAAAAUAACACCAGUGCUGUGCUGGUUCCUCGCAAGUAUGCGGAGAAGAUCUUCCAUUCUAAGUAUCUCAGCUCCCUGGUCGAGCCCGGUGAGGCUGUUGGCAUCGUCGCUGGGCAAUCCGUUGGUGAACCCUCAACCCAGAUGACAUUGAAUACUUUCCAUUUGGCUGGACAUUCUGCCAAGAACGUCACACUGGGUAUUCCCCGGUUAAGAGAAAUUCUUAUGACAGCGAGUAACCAUAUUUCUACUCCGUCCAUGACGCUACUGAUCAACGAUGAAUUAUCCGAAGCAGAUGGCGAGACGUUCGCGAAGGCGAUUAGUAUUCUACCUCUCUCGCACGUUCUCGACAAAGUGACGGUGAAGGAACGCGUUGGCAAGGGUGUCGGUUACCGCUUAGCCAAGAUGUUCGAUGUCUACCUCAAUUUCUUUUCGUCUGAAGAAUAUUGCAAGACAUAUGCGAUCGGUGUUUCCGACGUUCUUGACUCCUUGGAAACUAAGCUUCUGCCUAUGUUACAGAGAUUUAUCAGGAAGGAAAUCAAGGCCAAAACUGACAAAGAAGGUGGCGCAGUACCUGAGGUUGGUGUUAGAUCCGGGGUGGUGGAAAUGGCUUCGGCUAAUCCCGCUGCCGCGGCUGGCGAUGAUGAUGAUGACGAUGACGACGGUGGUGAUGAUGAUGCUACAAAUGCCAAGCAACGUGCAAAUCGGUCUCAGGCGGUCUCCUACGGCGCUAACGAUGAUGACGAUGAUGAGAUCCAGAAGCGAAUGGAGCGUGAGGCGUCCCCCGAAGAUAUCGAGGAGCCCGAAGACGAAGGGUUUGGUGGGAGUCCUCCACCUCCAAGCGAUGACGAGGAUGAAGAUAUGGAUGGCGGCAAAAAGGGCGCCUCCCGUGAGAUUCGUGUCAAGGAGAGGACCCCCGUGGUAUCUCGGUUUGAAUGCGAUGAGAGCAAGGGCGAGUGGUGCAAUUUCACACUCGAAUACGAUUCCAAUAUUCCCAAGCUCCUCAUGUUAAGCAUUGUACAAGACGCGGUUAAGAAGACACUGAUACAGCAAAUCGACGGCAUUCGCUCGUGUACAUUCGUGGCCAAGGAAAAAAUACACAACCCGCUGACCGGAGAGGAAGAAGAGAAGAAGGUAGUGCACACGACAGGUGUCAACCUCCGGGCUAUGCAUAAGUACGGCGAAUUCAUCAACCCUAACAGGAUCCAGACCAACGACAUAGCAUCCGUGUUGCAGAUAUACGGAGUCGAGGCGGCACGCAGCAGUAUCAUUCAAGAACUCAGUGGCGUCUUCAGCGGUCACGGCAUCAGUGUCGACAACCGCCAUCUUAACCUCAUCGGCGACUACAUGACGAGGAACGGAGGGUUCACUCCGUUCAACCGUAACGGCCUAAAGGGCAACGUCAGCCCUUUCACCAAGAUGAGUUUCGAGACCACGCUGUCCUUCUUGAAGGAUGCUGUCCUCGACGGCGACUGGGACGAUCUCAACACGCCGAGUAGUCGCAUCGUUAUUGGUCGCCUGGGCAAGAUAGGCACGGGAGCGUUCGAUGUUCUUACUAAGGCGCAUCCGAACAAUGGAAAAAAUUAUCUUGGUUGAGAGGACGGGAGGGGGUGAUCUGUGUUCUAACGCGGAUCCUUUUGAUAGGUUUACGGGAGUUUUCAAUAAUAGUUCGGAAGGUUUAAUGUACUCUUGUUUUUAUAUAACCAAUGGAAAAUACCAGAACUGUUCAUACAAA